AUGCCUACCCCUCUCGAUAGAGCUCUAAGCUCCAAAAACGCCGUAUUAGCUUUCACAGGAAUUGUGACUGCAGCUGCAGCAUGGUCCAUUUGGGGUACCGACAUGUUUCCAAAGGAAGAAGAUCCUAAUGGUGAUCCAGCAACAUGGUCAAGAGAAGAAUUACGAAGAUGGUUGGCAGCUAGAGAUCUCCACCCACAAAGCAAAGACACCAGGGAGCAGUUGUUGGAAAGGGUAAAUGUAAACUUAAGAGUCCCAAGAAAGUCAUGA
Molecule: messenger RNA, 267 nt
Organism: Sclerotinia sclerotiorum 1980 UF-70
Lineage: Eukaryota; Fungi; Ascomycota; Leotiomycetes; Helotiales; Sclerotiniaceae
Exons: 4
Coding region: 1-267 (88 amino acids)
Source: RefSeq, a predicted model, not a curated record